Messenger RNA from Arabidopsis arenosa, 1040 nucleotides. The record is from the annotation of a GenBank genome assembly. NCBI's taxonomy places the organism in Eukaryota, Viridiplantae, Streptophyta, Magnoliopsida, Brassicales, Brassicaceae.
ACUCUUCUUCACUGUUGAAGCUGGCUAUCAAAACUCACAACAAUAACUAUGGUACCGAUGAUGAUGAGAGCAGAAGAAGAUAACUACAAUCUAAGUCCUCCACCAUGGUUAAUCCCAAUGCUAAAAGCAAACUACUUCGUCCCAUGUUCAAUCCACGCCGCUUCCAACAAAAGCGAAUGCAACAUGUUCUGUCUUGACUGCAAUUCGCAUGCCUUUUGCUCUUACUGUUUGCUCAAUCACAGAAACCAUCGUGUCCUUCAGAUACGGAGAUCAUCUUACCACAACGUUGUGAGAGUAAACGAGAUUCAGAAGUUCAUAGACAUAUCUUGUGUUCAGACAUAUAUAAUCAACAGCGCAAGAAUCGUGUUCUUGAACGAACGUCCUCAGCCAAGAAUCGGCAAAGGAGUGACCAAUACUUGCGAAAUCUGUUGCAGAAGCCUUCUUGAUUCUUUCCGUUUCUGCUCUCUCGGUUGCAAACUUGGAGGAAUGAAGCGUGACCCAAGUCUAACCUUCUCUUUGAGAGGGAAGCAUGGAAGAGAGUACGAAGGUGAGUGGGAAUCUGAUGAAGCGACCACACCAACUAAGAUACGCAAGACUUCUGCUUUCAACCGUCUGAUGAGUGGUCUUUCCAUCUCCACCGUUAAAUGUGAUUACUUAUCAGGAGAUCAACCGUCUUCGAGCUCCGGUGAUGAGAGCGGUUUUAAUUUUUCUCCGGGGACGCCGCCGAUAUAUAAUCACCGGAAUUCAAGCAGACGGAAGGGCGUUCCACACCGUGCUCCUUUCUAAUAAUUUAUAUACUAACGGAAGCUAAUUAUAUAUAGUAUAGAAAAUACGAUCGUUAUGUUGUAAUUAAAUGGUUAGUAUUGGUUUUUAACCUUUUGAAGCUAGGAAUAUAUAUUAUCAGAAGACAUGUGUAUGUACAGGUAUUGUUUGGCUUUUUUUUCCAUAUACAUAUAGAAAUUAGGUAUAGACUGUACUCAAAAGGGACUGAAAUAUGUUUUCAUAUAGUUUUUCGCUGUAAAUAUACGUUCGAAUGAGGU